Messenger RNA from Dunckerocampus dactyliophorus (ringed pipefish), 3038 nucleotides. RefSeq names its product T-box transcription factor 3a (gene tbx3a). Gene Ontology annotation, cellular component: nucleus. The record is from RefSeq and is a predicted model, not a curated record. Gene Ontology annotation, biological process: cell fate specification; heart looping; central nervous system development. Lineage: Eukaryota; Metazoa; Chordata; Actinopteri; Syngnathiformes; Syngnathidae. Gene Ontology annotation, molecular function: DNA-binding transcription factor activity, RNA polymerase II-specific; RNA polymerase II cis-regulatory region sequence-specific DNA binding. The transcript is spliced from 7 exons. Bases 616 to 2805 code for a protein of 729 amino acids.
ACACAUCCAUCCUGCGUGGAGCCCGGUGGGCCACAGAAGGCGCUAGGAAAAUCACGGAGCCGGGACCUUACCACACUCUCUCUCUUUCCCUCUCUCUCUCUCUUUCUCUCCCCUCUUCAAGCUCCGUGGACGACUUGUUUCUCCGCGCACGUCCUUCCCAGAAAUGCGAGUAAAGGAGAGAGGACGCCUGGCGUGUGCAUGACUGAGUGCAGUGCGUAAAAAAGAAAAAAACGGAGAACUGCAGGACGCUGCAAGGAGGGGAGGAUUACAGGAAGGGGAUAUUUCAACACGUCGCCGAGAAGCCAUCCACCAAGUCAGACAAGCCGACCGGGAGGGAAGCAUUCUUUUUUUGUGACCGGGAAUGGCGACGCUGUGAAUGGGAAGAAUGCACCGUGACGCACCCGAGUUGGUUUGAUUCCACUCACCGGCGAGGAGGCGUCCGAAUGAGCGUCAAACUCUAAAAAAGUCCACCCGGAGAACAUCCUCAUCAUCGUCAUCGCUGCGAGUUUGAAGAACUUCUUCAGCAUUUCCCACUCCUCCCUCCUCCUUCUUCUUGUUUUAUUCCAAACUCUCUAAAUCCAAGCCCACGUCCACACUUGGUUGCAAAGCACUUGGAUGAACUUCCUGAUGAGAGAUCCAGUCAUCCAGGGCUCGAGUAUGGCAUAUCAUCCGUUUAUACCUCACCGGGGUCCGGACUUUGCCAUGAGCGCCAUGCUGGGCCACCAGCCGCCCUUCUUCCCCGCCCUGGCGCUGCCUCCCAGCGGCUCGCUCUCGCUGCCGGGUGCCCUGGGCAAGCCGAUCAUGGAUCAGCUGAUGGGAGGAGCGGCGGACUCCGGGCUGCACUUCUCCUCGCUGGGCCACCAGGCAGCCGCAGCCGCCGCCGCAGCCGCGCACCUCCGGCCUCUGAAGAGUCUGGAGCCUGAGGAGGAGGUGGAGGACGACCCGAAAGUCCACCUGGAAGCCAAGGAGCUGUGGGAGCUCUUCCACAAGAGGGGCACCGAAAUGGUGAUCACCAAAUCCGGAAGGAGGAUGUUCCCCCCCUUCAAAGUGAGGUGCACAGGCCUGGACAAGAAGGCCAAAUACAUCCUCCUUAUGGACAUCGUGGCCGCCGACGACUGCAGGUACAAGUUCCACAACUCCCGCUGGAUGGUGGCGGGCAAGGCAGACCCGGAGAUGCCAAAGAGGAUGUAUAUCCACCCGGACAGCCCAGCCACCGGGGAGCAGUGGAUGUCCAAAGUGGUCAACUUCCACAAGCUCAAGCUGACCAACAACAUCUCCGACAAGCAUGGAUUUGUAAGUUCUACUAAUACUAUACUGAACUCCAUGCACAAAUAUCAGCCUCGCUUUCACAUCGUUAGGGCCAACGACAUCCUCAAGCUGCCCUACAGCACCUUUAGGACGUACGUGUUCCCGGAGACUGACUUCAUUGCGGUGACUGCUUAUCAGAACGACAAGAUAACUCAGCUUAAAAUUGACCACAACCCUUUUGCCAAAGGCUUCCGUGACACUGGCAAUGGUCGACGGGAAAAGAGGAAACAGUUGGCACUGCAGUCCAUUCGCUCCUAUGAGGAGCAGCAGAAGAAGGAGAACGGAGCUUCAGACGACUCUUCAGGAGAGCAGGCCCCCUUUAAAUGCUUCGGCCAGGCCUCCUCCCCUGCCGUGUCGACCGUGGGCCCCCCACACCUGAAAGACUUCUGUGACAGCGACGAGGACAGCGACGACGAGAGCAAAGAUGGACACGUCAAAGACGGUCCAGACUCCAGCAAGAUCUCCACCACGACGGAGGACGGCAAAGACCCUGAAGCCAGCCCGGUUAAAAGCCACCUGUUCGGCGGAGGAGGUAGCGACCCCAUCGGGCGAACCCGCGACGGCAGUCCGAGGACUGAGCGAGGCCGGGCGGACUCCCGUCAGAGCCCCAUCACAGUCAUCUCAAGUACCACUCGCUCCGGGGAAGACGUGAAGAGUCCGAGUUUGGAGCCGGCCAAGGAGGACGAUUGCCGGCAGUUGGGCAAGGACUCCUUCGUGCCUUUGACUGUGCAGACGGAGGGUGCCCACAUGGGCCACGGCCACUUGCCCAACUUCGGAUUUCCGAGCGGGCUGACGGGACAGCAGUUUUUCAACCAUUUAGGGGGCGCGCACCCCUUCCUCCUCCACCCGAGUCAGUUCAACAUGGGGGGCGCCUUCUCAAACAUGGCUGCGGGCAUGGGGCCUCUACUGGCGGCCGUGUCUACGGGAGGGGUGAGCACCAUGGACACUAGCAGCAUGGCGUCCUCCCCUCAGAGCUUGGCUGGCGCUCCAGGCCUGCCCUUCCAUCUGCAGCAACAUGUCCUGGCCUCGCAGGGUUUGGCCAUGUCCCCCUUUGGAAGUCUCUUCCCCUAUCCCUACACAUAUAUGGCUGCCGCCGCAGCAGCAUCAUCCGCCGCCGCCGCUGCCGCCUCAUCCUCCUCUUCCUCCUCUUCAGUGCACCGGCACCCCUUCCUGAACGCGGUGCGCCCCCGACUCAGGUACAACCCCUACUCCCUCCCCAUGACGGUACCGGACAGCACCCUCCUCACCUCGGCCACCAUGCCCCCUUUAGCCCCCGGCGGGGCAGACCUAAAGGGGGACGUCCUGAUCCCGUCCAGCCCCGUGUCGGCAGGCGGGGUCACGCUGGACUCCACGUCGGAGGUGACGAGUCGCACAAGUCGAUCUGUGUCACCCAAAAUUUGCACGGAGAAAGAGGGUGCUAGUGAGCUGCAGAGCAUUCAACGCUUGGUCAGUGGACUGGACUCACACCAGGACAGGUCAAGAAGCGGGUCGCCUUAAGGGGGACGCCACUCCCUUCCCUCAACUACACUUUUUAGUUACUAUUUUCAUUUUCAAGGCGUCCCAAAUGUUGGAAAGUGUCUCUGAUGAUAAAUAGGAGGACUUCUUCACAGAUGAAUGCAGGUUUUUAAAGGAAAAAAAAACAUGGAAUUGUUUUAAUUUCUGAAAUGCACUUUGGUUUAAUACACAUCUGUAUUUUGUUCUUGUUUUUAAAUUAAAAAAACAACACUUAA